Molecule: messenger RNA, 8943 nt
Organism: Cololabis saira (Pacific saury)
Lineage: Eukaryota; Metazoa; Chordata; Actinopteri; Beloniformes; Belonidae
Gene: fn1a
Product: fibronectin 1a
Exons: 49
Coding region: 131-7636 (2501 amino acids)
Biological process (GO): heart development; cell-substrate junction assembly; nervous system development
Cellular component (GO): extracellular region
Molecular function (GO): integrin binding; proteoglycan binding
Source: RefSeq, a predicted model, not a curated record
AGCGGUGACCUGCACACACUGGGAGCGCACUGGGCGAGGAGGCGCAGGAGCAGCAGCGGAGGCACAAAGAUUUAGAAAUAAGAAGAAAGAGGGAAAAUAAAAGUUUCGGAACACCUCUUUUUUUGGCACCAUGUCCUGUCUUGGCACCACGGCCAGGGUGCUGGUCGCCCUGUGGCUCUCCAGCGCGGUGGACUGCUGGCCCAAAGGCACGCAGCGGGGUCGCAGACAAGCUCAGCAGCAUCACGGCUCCUCAGUCUCCCAAGAUGGCUGUACAGAGAAUGGUCACAUCUAUAAUGUUAAUGAGCAGUGGGAGCGGCCGUUUUUGGGCAGCACUCUUAUCUGUACCUGCCACGGAGCUGCUGGGAUUAAGUGUAAAAGCAAACCUGAAGAGGAAAAGUGUUUCGACAAAGUCAACCAGCAGCACUACAGUGUAGGAGAAACCUAUGAGAGACCCAAUGAUGGCAUGAUCUGGGACUGUACCUGCAUUGGCUCUGGAAGGGGCAAGAUCAGUUGCACCAUUGCUAAUCGCUGUCAUGAGGGUGGAUCUUCAUAUAAGAUAGGAGACACCUGGAGGAGACCCCAUGAAACAGGAGGAUACAUGCUGGAGUGUGUGUGCCUGGGUAAUGGCAAGGGAGAGUGGACCUGCAAGCCUGUUGCUGAGCGUUGCUAUGACAACUCGGCGGGAACAUCUUAUGAUGUUGGACAGACGUGGGAGAAGCCGUACCAGGGGUGGAUGGUAGUGGACUGCACCUGUAUGGGAGAAGGAAGUGGACGCAUCACAUGCACAUCUAGAAAUCGCUGUAAUGACCAGGAAACUCUGUCCUCAUACCGUAUUGGAGAUACUUGGACCAAGACGGAUUCUCGCGGCCACCUGCUUCAGUGUCUGUGUACAGGGAAUGGCCGUGGAGAGUGGAAGUGUGAACGUCAUGCCUCACUUCACACCACAAGCCUGGGCAGUGGAAAUCGAGUGGUCACCAACAUCCAGCCUGUCGGUUUACCUGAGCCUCCCCAGGAGGGAACCUGUAAGACUGAGGCUGGACUGACAUUCUUUAUUGGACAGCGCUGGAUGAAGACCCAAGGAACCAAGCAGAUGAUCUGUACCUGCCUUGGCAGCGGAAUAAGUUGCGACCCGUGGGACGGCCCAGCUCCAGUGUAUGGUGGCAACUCUGGCGGCCAGCCCUGUGUGUUUCCUUUUGUCUACAAAGGGAAGACCUACCACUCCUGUACCUCUGAUGGACGUGCUGACGGACAGCUGUGGUGCUCUACCGCCUCUGACUUUGAGACAGAACAAAAAUAUUCUUUCUGUACCGAGAAGAAUGCUAUCGUGGUGACACGGGGGGGCCAUUCUAACGGAGCACUUUGUCAGUUCCCUUACCUCUAUAAUGGCCGAAACUAUACGGACUGCACUGCAGACGGCCGUCGGGACGGCAUGAAGUGGUGCGGCACAACAACAAACUAUGAUGAAGAACAACAUUUCGGCUUCUGCCCCAUGGCUGCUCAUGAAGAGGUAUGCACAGCAAGUGAAGGGGUGAUGUACCACGUAGGUGACCAGUGGGACAAACGACACGACGUGCUAGGUCACAUGAUGAGGUGUACCUGCGUCGGCAAUGGCCGAGGAGAAUGGAGCUGCGUUGCCUACUCUCAGCUGAAAGACCAGUGUACUGUUGAUGGUCUGACCUAUGAUGUCAACCAGACCUUCACCAAACAACACGAGGAGGGAUACACGAUGAACUGCACCUGCUUUGGACAGAGCCGUGGCCGCUGGAAGUGCGAUGCCAUUGACCAGUGCCAGGAACCAGAGACGAGAGCUUUCCAUCAGAUUGGGGAGUCUUGGGAUAAAGUCAUCCAUGGAAUUAUGUACAAGUGCUACUGCAAUGGCAAUGGCGUUGGAGAGCUCAGCUGUGAACCUCAGCAGUCGUACUCUGGUGGCUAUCGCCCUGUUCAGGUAAUCAUAACUGAAUCUGGAAACCAGCCCAACUCCCAUCCCAUUCAGUGGAAUGCGCCAUCAUCUGCUCACAUCACCCAGUACAUCCUUAAAUGGAGAGUGAAAGACACACACACCGCAUGGAGGGAGGUGAACAUUCCUGGCCAUCUUAACUUCUACACCAUCUCUGGUCUGAAGCCGGGCAUCACCUAUGAGGGUCAGCUGAUCAGCGUGCUGCGAUUCGGACGCAGAGAGAUCACACGUUUUGACUUCACUACUAAUUAUGGAUCAUUGGCUACAUCCCAGGGCGAGACAACCCCACCUCCGUCUACGGUGGACACCUCAGAAUCAGUGACAGAAAUCACUUCCAGCAGCUUUGUCAUCUCCUGGGUUUCUGCAUCUGACACAGUUUCUGGAUUCAGGGUGGAGUAUGAGCUCAUGGAGCAGGGACAGGGGACAGGACAGCCCAUCGUUCUCGACCUUCCCCAUACGGCGUCCUCAGUCAACAUCAAUGAGCUUCUGCCUGGAAGGACAUACAAUGUGAAUGUCUUUGAGGUUACAGAUGGCGAGGAUAACCUUAUUCUCAAUACUUUCCAAACAACUGCCCCCGAUGCUCCCAAGGAGCAUGAAGUGGAGGAGGUUGGAGAAACCUCCAUUGUGAUCAGCUGGGACAAACCACUGGCUCCAAUCACUGGGUAUCGUGUUGUCUACACGCCAUCCAUAGAAGGUGAAAGCACAGAGCUGAAUCUCCCGGAUACAGCAACGUCUGUGACACUCAGUGACCUGAUGCCUGGGAGGUCUUACAACAUCUCCAUCUAUUCAGUAGAAGAAAAUCUUGAGAGCGAACCUAUCUUUUUCCAGGUCAACACCCCAGGAGAGCCACUGCCAGAGGUUGAAGUGGUUUCCCCAACUGACCUGCGGUUCUUUGAAGUAUCUGAUAAGAAAAUAGUCCUGACCUGGACCGGCCCGGGCACUGAUGUCUCCGGCUAUCGGGUCACUGUGCUCCCUGUUGAGGAGACCGGUGCUCCCCGCAAAGAGAUGACGCUACCCGUCAGUCAGAACUCCUACAUUGAAGUGACUCACCUGGAGCCGGGCACAAUGUACCGCUUCAACGUCUACACCAUCCACAACGGAGAGGAGAGUUUACCACUUAUUGGGGAGCAAAGCACUAAGCCAGAUGCUCCCACUGACAUCCAUUUCACCAACGUGACAGACGAGAGCGCAGUGAUACAUUGGUUUGCGCCCCGUGCCAAAAUCACUGGUUACCGUCUCUUCCUCACCAUUGAGGGCUCCAACCCCAAACAGCUGCGUCUGCCUGGCCUCCUAUCUCACUACACCCUCUUGAACCUGCAGCCAGAUACAGAGUACACCGCCACGCUGUACGCGGAGCAGGAUAACACGCUGAGUGUAGGAGAGAGUGCUGUGUUUACCACAAACCCACCAAUGGGCAAUGCUCCUCAGUUCAACACUGAUGUGACUGACACCUCCAUAAUCAUUUCUUGGACUCCAGUUCCUCGUGUUGAAUACAAGCUGACGGUGCGCCCUAGUCAGGGCGGGGAAGCUCCAAGAGAUGUGACCUCUGACUCGGGAAGUAUUUACGUAUCUGGUCUGACUCCUGGAGUAGAGUACAUGUACAGCGUCCAGCCAGUUAUAAAUGGCCAGGCGCAAGGAACGCCAAUCACACGCACUGUGGUCACACAACUGUCUCCUCCUACUGAUCUGAAUCUGGAAUCCAACCCAGACACUGGUGAUCUAUUAGUCCAGUGGAGUGGAACCAGUACCCCAGACAUUACAGGCUACAGAGUGAUGUGCAGGCCCACCAAUGGACAACAAGGAAACAGUGUGGAGGAAUUUGUGGAGGCGGGGCAGAACUCCUGCACCCUGGAGAACCUCAGUCCAGGUGUGGAGUACAAUGUCAGCGUUGUCACUGUUAAGGAUGAUAUGGAGAGCGCUCCAACAACAACUAUCAUCACUCCAGAAGUGCCCCAGUUGACAGACCUCAGCUUUGGGGACGUAACUGACUCCACCAUUAGUCUCCGCUGGUCACCGUUCAACACCACAGCUAUCACCGGUUACAGGGUCACCGUGGUCGCAGCCGGCGAGAGCAUCCCAAUUUUUCAAGAUUUAGUCUUGCCAACCACGGGUCAUUACACAGUUUACGGACUGGAACCUGGCAUCGACUACAACAUCAGCAUCAUCACUGUGACGGAGAACGGCGAGAGUGAACCCACCACGCUCAUCCAGCAGACAUCUGUACCAGCUCCCACGGGCUUGAGCUUUGGUGAGGUUGGGCCGGACACUAUGGAGGUCACCUGGGCCUCUCCUCGGGUCCCAAACACUGCUGACAUUAACAGCUUCCUUGUUAGGUAUCACCCCAUUGAUGAUGAAGAUGAAAUAACAGAAACCAGCGUAGGAGGUGGGAACAACCGCGUGGUGCUCAGACAUUUGCUGCCUAACACAGAGUAUCUAGUGAGUGUGGUGUGUGUAUAUGAGCAAAGGGAGAGCUCACCUCUGGUUGGCACCAGGAAAACAGCUCUGGAUUCUCCAGUUGGCCUUCGUUUCUCCGAAAUCCUCACAAACUCCUUCACCGUCCACUGGCUGGCUCCUCAGAGCAAAAUCACCGGUUACCGCAUCCGCUACCAAAUGAUCAGCGGUGGGAGGGCCAAGGAUGAGAGGCUGCCCCCGUCCAGGAACCACUUCACUCUGACGGGACUCGCUUCAGACACGGAGUACUUGGUCAGCAUCUACGCAGUGAGCGGCCGAGAGGAGAGCAUGGCGCUCACUGGCAAACAGAAAACAAUUUCUGAUUCUCCCACUGACCUGGAAGUCCUGGAGUCAACCCCCACGAGGAUCACUGUCCGCUGGGCCGCCCCGCCAGUCACUGUGCGCUACUACAGGAUCACUCAUGGAGAGUCAGGGGGCCACAGCAAUCCUAAGGAGUUCACCGUGCCCGGUUCUCAGUCCACGGCUACGAUCAGUAACUUGAAGCCCGGCACCGAUUACACCAUCACCGUCUACGCUGUGACCGGCAGAGGAGACAGCCCCGCCUCCAGCAUUCCCAUCUAUGUCACACACAAGACGGGUGUGGACACUCCCUCUGAAAUGGCAGUGACUGAAGUGAAGGACAACAGCGUGACAGUGAGGUGGAGCCCAGCCCAGGGCCCCAUCAUGGGCUACAAGGUGACGGGGGUACCCAGAAAUGGACAAGGUCCCACUUUCACAGAGGUGGUGGCUCCAGAUCAGACAGAGAUAACCUUCUCAGGGCUGAUGCCGACAGCAGAAUAUGUUUUGAGUGUUUAUGCUCUGGGACAAGAUGGCGAGAGUACACCACAGGUGGUGAACGCUGUAACACAUGUAGACCGUCCCAAGGACCUGUCCUUUUCAGACAUCGACUCAACUUCCCUGCGAAUCACUUGGGACAGCCCCGAGGGAUUUGUGACGUCUUACCGGGUCUUGUAUUCCAGCUCAGAGGAGGGGGAAAGAGAGCUGUAUCCCGCUCCCAGUGAGGAUGCCGAGUCUGCUAUUAUUUAUGGACUCCAGCCCGGCACUGAAUACACAGUGAAAGUCAUUGCUAUGCACGAUCACACAGCCAGCACACCACUGGUCGGGACGCAAGCUACAGCCAUCUCUCCUCCAGCAAACCUUGAGUUCUCCCAGGUUGGUUCCACAUCUUUCACCAUACGCUGGGCUGUGCCGGGUCAGGAAAACACCCUAUCUGGGCUUCCAGGCCUCACUGGUUACCGUGUGGUGGUGAACCCCAAGAACAAGAGUGGGCCCACCAAAGAGAUUAACCUGGCCCCAGACACCACGCAGACUCACAUCUCUGGACUCAUGAUUGCAACAACAUAUCAAGUCAAUGUUUAUGCUUUGAAGAACUCUUUGACCAGCAGGCCAGUCCAAGGAGAAGUCACCACCCUGGAGAGUAUCAGCCCACCUCGGCGUGUUCGUAUCUCUGAUGUCAACGACUCCUCCAUCACUCUGACCUGGCGGUCCAAGACGGAAACCAUCUCUGGGUUCCUGAUCGAAGCCACGCCCACGACCUCCUUUUCAAGCUAUAAUCCCAUUCAAAAGACGAUCGGCCCAGACUCUCGUUCGUACUCUAUUACAGGUCUAGAGUCUGGCACCACGUAUAAGAUCAACGUCUACACACUGAAAGGCAACGGACGCAGCGUACCUUUCACACUCACUGCUACCACAGCCCAGCCACUGGUGGUCCCACCCAGCAACAUCCGCUUCACCUCCCUGAAUCCCAGCAGCAUUUCCUUCAUGUGGGACCUCUCCCGCAGUCCCAGGGUGACCGGCUACUACGUCACCUAUGAGGAGGCUGGGGGUUUACCUCGGGAAGUCAUUCCCAGACCCCACGCAGGCCAGAGCUACGCCACCAUCAACGGUCUGAAACCAGGAACAGAGUAUGUCAUUAAGAUUGUAGCCCUGCAGAAUACUUUGAGGAGCACGCCUCUAGUGGGCAGAGCUAGAACACAACCAGCUACAGAUUAUUCAACUGUGCCUGAGCUGCCGCAGCUUCCCAUUCCCCAUCGACCCAGCCCCGACAUCCUGGAUGUUCCAGAGUCCUUCAAUGAUAAAACUUUUGACUCCAACCAUGUCCACUUGGCCGGUACGAGUGGCCAGAGCCAACCAGGCCAGCAGGGUCAGCACAUCUACACGGAGUAUCAGAACCUGGGCCCCAAUAACGGCCUUCAUGGCCCCUUUAGCGGACCCACAGAAGGCCAGAGACCCACUCUGAGAGAACCACUGGUUUAUAUUCCUGUAGCAGGCCCUGAUGGAAACAGAGUGCCCCUGGUCAAGGUGAGCGACAGCCCUCUGCCAGGUCUUGCAUUUGGUUUCCCUGACAACGAAACAGAUUUGCCCCAAGAAGCACAGACAAUCACAGCCAUCUCCUGGCAACCCAUCCCUGAAACUUCAGAGUAUGAGGUGUCCUGUGCUCCCAUUACACAUCUGGAGGAAAAGAGCUUCCAGAUGCGUCUUCCUGGCACCUCCAACAGCGCAACACUGAUCGGUCUAACAUCUGGAGCGUCCUACAAUGUUGUUGUAGAGGCCAUGAAGGGUUCGGCUAAAGAGAAGGUUUUGGAGGAAGUCGUAACUGUUGGCAAUGCCGUUCCAGGCGACAUCCCUGUCACCACCAACCGGGACGCGUGUUACGACACAUUCACGCACACCUACCACGAGUUGGGCUCGGAGUGGGAGCGCAUGUCCGAGUCCGGCUUCAAGCUGUGGUGCCACUGUCUGGGUCUGGGCAGCGGCCAUUUCAGGUGUGAUUCAUCCAAGUGGUGCCAUGACAACGGCAACAACUACCGUAUUGGAGAAAAGUGGGACCGCCGUGCUGAGAACGGUCAUAUGAUGAGCUGCACCUGCCUUGGAAAUGGAAAGGGAGAAUUCAAAUGUGAACCACAUGAGUCUACAUGUUAUGAUGAUGGGAAAAUGUACCAGGUUGGAAACCAGUGGCAGAAGGAAUAUUUGGGGGCCAUCUGUACCUGCACCUGCUAUGGUGGACAACAAGGCUGGCGAUGUGAGAACUGUAGAAGACCAGGAGGACAUACGGAGGUGGAAGCUGACCUCAUGCAGCCUGUUCCUUCAGAUGCCUACGACCGCUACAGAGAAAAUGCUCUUGCUAAACUGAACAUCCAGUGUCCAAUUGAAUGUUUAAGGCCAGAGUUGCUUGCAGUUGCAGAUGCUCAAAGCCCCUUGGAGUAGAGGAAGAGUGUGAAGAAAGGAGGAUACAAGAAGUCCCAUCACUUCAACAAGAACGCCUCCUCCUGCUGCAUUCAAAGACAAUAUUUCCAUUAAUUUGUGCCUUAAAGGUUUUCACCAUACCAAAGUGCAGUGCCUUAAUAAGAGUUUUUUACUCUAAACUCUGUGCCUUUCCAAAGAUCUUAUCCAGAGAUCUGUCCAAAAUCCUAUCAGGAUCUCGAUCCUGUUCACUGUAGCAGAGAUGGGAUUACUUUAUUGGAUCUUUUGCAUUUGGUUUUUUUAAAUUUUCACAGGAAUUACAGCACAAAUCAUGCUGCUUCGUCACCUUAUACUUUCUUCCACAAAACAUUAUUUUCUGUCCACACACACAUGAAGUACUGUUGUGUAUUUUAACUGUUCCAUUGGACUUUUGUUAAUUUCAAAACAUUCCACUUAGUUUUAUUCCUUUUAACCGAGAUGAAUAUCAAUGAAAGUCUGUAAAAGACUUGUGUUCCCUAAUAUGACUGCAGCCACAUUGUUGUAUCCAUUACUGUUUAAUCUUUUGUUGUACUGUGACUAAUACGCAUUCAGAAGUCUUUUGGGUAAUGUUGGAACACAUGUUGUAGUUUCUCAGAUAUUUCCAAAUGAAGAGAGUAAAAGAGUUGAUAUGAAAAGACAUUUCGCAGCCAAACAGUAUUUAUAUUGUCCCCCAAAACUCAGCUCCUAUAUAUCGGCUCCACUGAACAGUUAGACAUGACAUAGACAAUUAAAAUUGCAAUGAAAUUGUUUUGACAGCUUUUUUUUAAAUUGAGUGUGCAUUCAUUUGACAGAAAGUGAUUUUACUUGGUGUCAAAAAAUGUAUGAUUUUAAUCACCCUAUCUGUGUCCAUGUGGUCAGUGUGCUUACAAGCAGGUUAUAAAUCCAUGUCUCUGCUGAUUAAGUUACAAAACAAAGCACUGUUACUUUUGAGAUGGUAUUAUUGAAUUUAUCAGCUUUUAUUACUGUUUAGAUUUUUGGAUUCAUCGUGUAGAUGAGAUUUCUCAUCUGUAGCUGAAUGUGGGUGUUUUCAAAAAAGGCAAAAUAAGCCCCCUCCAAAGCUGUCUAUCAACAAAUUAAACAGUAGGCAAAUUUGCAUUGCUCUGAACUAAGUUUGAUUUUGUGUUUUUGUUUGGAAAGUAAUUUCCUUUUAUUUAUCCCUUUUUAUUCAGGCAUUUUGCUCAAUGCUGUUUUGAGGUGUACACUUUAUUUUGAAUUAACUUGUUUUUAUAUUGUUGGCGCCAACCUCUGAACUACUGUGGACUGAAUCUUUUUAAUAAACUUUUACAAAAUCA